UAAAGCUGGUUCACGCACUUUAUUCUUCCUCCUUUUUUUUUUCCUUUAACAUACUUCUAUCGAAUGAAAGUAAUUGAUAAUGUAAAAAGAUAUAUUGCGGCUGCGGCUAGUCUUUGCUAUAGGAGGACGACCUCCUAUAAGCAGAGUUCUUGAGUUUUUGAAACUCACGGACUGUAAAUACCAGGGGUGCAUUCUAAAUAAGAAAAUUCAUACUGGCCUGCUGGUCUUCUGACCAGAAUUUCUAUCCACUAGGAAGCGACUUGAUUUCCAAGCUUGUAUUACAAGAUCCUAAAGUGGUUGAAAUGGUUACAACCACCUUCAUAGGUCCAACUGCUGCUUCAAUGUAUUCCCCAAGACCGACAGAAUGGGCAGACGGUUCUAAGUCCGAUGUCGUAUAUGUUUCCAAUGUUUCGUCUACCAGUUUCCCGCCAAUACUAAUCGAAGUCCAGCAUACAAUUACACCAUAGUUUAUUGACCGCCUGAUCAACUACUCUCUGUCUGUAAAAAAAUGCUUUAAAGAAAAACUGAUUGUGAUUGUAUUUGGCACGCAUGCACUUAGCUGUGCGCAGACUGUAAAUAGCUGGGCCUACACUGUAAAUAGCUGUGCGCUA
This is a messenger RNA of Mucor mucedo, 611 nucleotides long. RefSeq lists its product as uncharacterized. The record is from RefSeq and is a predicted model, not a curated record. Bases 303 to 467 code for a protein of 54 amino acids. The transcript is spliced from 4 exons. NCBI's taxonomy places the organism in Eukaryota, Fungi, Mucoromycota, Mucoromycetes, Mucorales, Mucoraceae.